AUGGGCGCGCUCCCGGAAGCGCUGCUGGCGCGACUGGCGAAGCGAGGGAUCGCGGUGCCGAGCGACGGCGACGGCGACGGCGACGGCGACGACGACGACGCGACGACGAAGCGACGACGCGAGGACGAGGACGAGGACGAGGACGAGGAUGGGACGGGAACGGACGUCGACGCGAAGCUGCCGCGAGGGUGGAGAGCGAAAGUCGAUCCGACGUACGGACAGACGUAUUACUACAACAAAGCGCUGAAUAAGACGCAGUGGGAACGACCUGUGGAGGCGGAGAAGACGAGACCGCCGCCGCCGCCGCCGCCGGCGGCGACGCCGUUGCCGCCGGGAUGGCGAGCGACGACGGAUCCGGCGAGUGGAAGAGAAUAUUUCUUUAAUCCACACACGCAGAGAACGUCUUGGGAGCGACCGCGCGACGGUGCGACGGCGGUGGGGAUGCGAAGGUGCUCGGGGUGCGGCGGAUUCGGGCGCGGACUCGUGAAGGCGCACGGUUACUGUUUACACUGCUCGCGAAUUUUGGGUCGGUAUCCUCCGGGCGUGAGUUCAUUGGACGUCGUCGAUAACCCAUUCAUGACGAAACAACAGCGAGCGAAAGCAUCGACCGCGACGGGCACGGCGCGAGUCGAGACGAAGGCUUCCGCCGUGAGCAAACCGGCGAGCGUGCGGCGAGACAUCGGUCCGUCGGGCGCGCAGGGCAACUCGAAUCAUGAACGUGCACCGAAAAGGAAAGCUAUCGCUGCGCGCGCGCCGGCGAGGAAAGAAUCUGAGCCGCUCGAUCCAAUGGAUCCAGCUUCAUAUAGCGACGCGCCGCGAGGUACUUGGGGAACGGGGAUUGACAAGAGCCGAGAGGCGCAAUAG
Ostreococcus lucimarinus CCE9901 is the source of this 864-nucleotide messenger RNA. RefSeq lists its product with no specific name. Gene Ontology annotation, molecular function: protein binding; ribonucleoprotein complex binding. The coding region runs from base 1 to 864 and encodes 287 amino acids. The transcript has a single exon. The record is from RefSeq and is a predicted model, not a curated record. Gene Ontology annotation, cellular component: nuclear body; cytoplasm. Gene Ontology annotation, biological process: alternative mRNA splicing, via spliceosome. Lineage: Eukaryota; Viridiplantae; Chlorophyta; Mamiellophyceae; Mamiellales; Bathycoccaceae.